GCUACACACACAAGUGACCCAGACCAAAUACAGAGUCAAUGUCACAGUCAUUGUGCCUCUAUAUAAAGCGAUACCUAACAACACAAUGGUUCAAGCUCACAUCAUUGUACCACCUAAAGGACUUGAACUUUUAUUGGAUUUUAUCUGUCUGACUGAAAGAUGGGGGACGCCCUGAUGGCAGAGUUCGGACCUGCUGCUUCCUUUCUGCGUAAGUCAGACAAGGAGCGCCUGGAGGCCCAGACUCGCAUCUUCGACAUGAAGAAGGAAUGCUUUGUGCCUGAUGCUGAGGUUGAGUACGUCAAAGCCUCUAUCACCAGUAGAGACGGUGACAAAGUCACUGUUAACACUGAAUUUGGAAAGACAGUAACUGUGAAGGACAUUGAUGUUCAUCCACAAAACCCGCCAAAGUUUGAUAAAAUUGAGGACAUGGCGAUGUUCACCUUCCUGCAUGAGCCCGCUGUGCUGUUUAACCUCAAAGAGCGUUACGCAGCUUGGAUGAUCUACACCUACUCUGGGCUCUUCUGUGUCACUGUCAACCCCUACAAGGGGCUACCAGUGUACAACCAGGAAGUGGUCACUGCCUACAGAGGAAAGAAACGAACUGAGGCUCCUCCUCACAUCUUCUCCAUCUCUGACAACGCCUACCAAUACAUGCUGUCAGACAGAGAAAACCAGUCUGUCCUGAUCACUGGAGAAUCCGGUGCUGGAAAGACUGUGAACACUAAAAGAGUCAUCCAGUACUUUGCCAGCAUUGCUGCAGCACCAACCAAGAAGGAUGCAUCAAUGGAGAAAAAGGGAACUCUGGAGGAUCAAAUCAUCCAGUGUAAUCCUGCUCUGGAGGCUUUUGGUAAUGCCAAGACCAUUAGAAAUGACAACUCUUCCAGAUUCGGUAAAUUUAUCCGUAUCCAUUUUGGAAUCAGUGGAAAGUUAGCUUCUGCUGACAUUGAGACUUAUCUGCUGGAGAAGUCUCGUGUCACUUUUCAGCUCAAGGCUGAGAGAGACUACCACAUCUUCUACCAGAUCCUCUCCCAGAGAAAACCAGAACUGCUAGAGAUGCUGCUCAUCACCAACAACCCCUAUGACUACUCCUUCAUCUCCCAAGGAGAGACACAAGUGCAAUCUAUUGAUGACCGUGACGAGCUGAUGGCCACUGAUGAAGCAUUUGAUGUGCUGGGCUUCACUACAGAUGAAAAGGCAGGCAUCUACAAGCUGACUGGUGCUGUCAUGCACUACGGCAACAUGAGGUUCAAGCAGAAGCAGCGAGAGGAACAGGCAGAGGCUGAUGGGACUGAGGAUGCUGACAAAGUCGCAUAUCUGAUGGGUCUGAACUCUGCUGAUCUCAUCAAGGGUUUGUGCCACCCGAGAGUCAAAGUAGGAAAUGAGUGGGUCACCAAGGGACAGAGUGUCCAACAGGUGUACUACUCUAUUGGUGCUCUGGCAAAGUCAGUGUACGAGAAGAUGUUCUUGUGGAUGGUUGUGAGAAUCAACCAAUCCCUGGACACCAAACAGCCUCGCCAGUACUUCAUUGGUGUGCUGGACAUUGCUGGAUUUGAGAUCUUUGAUUACAACACGUUUGAGCAGCUGUGCAUCAACUUCACUAAUGAGAAGUUGCAGCAGUUCUUCAACCAUCACAUGUUUGUUCUGGAGCAAGAGGAAUACAAGAAGGAGGGUAUUGAAUGGGUGUUCAUUGACUUUGGCAUGGACUUAGCGGCUUGUAUUGAGUUAAUUGAGAAGCCCAUGGGUAUCAUGUCCAUCCUUGAAGAGGAGUGCAUGUUCCCCAAAGCCAGUGAUGCAACAUUCAAAUCUAAGCUUUAUGACAACCACUUGGGCAAAAGUCCUAACUUCCAGAAGCCCAGGAUUGUCAAGGGUAAACCAGAGGCGCAUUUCUCCCUGGUUCACUACGCUGGCAUUGUUGACUACAACAUCUCAAACUGGCUGGUGAAGAACAAGGACCCUCUCAAUGAGACGGUUGUAGGGUUGUUCCAGAAGUCCACCAUGAAACUGCUUUCUGUCCUAUUUGCUAAUUAUGCUGCUAGUGAUGCAGAUUCUGGAGCUAAGAGUGCCAAAGGAGGUACCAAAAAGAAGGGUUCUUCAUUCCAAACAGUGUCAGCCCUCCAUAGGGAGAACCUGCACAAGCUCAUGACCAACUUGAAGUCAACUCACCCUCAUUUUGUGCGUUGCCUGAUUCCCAAUGAGACUAAGACUCCUGGGGCGAUGGAGAAUCCUCUGGUCAUGCACCAGCUGCGCUGUAACGGUGUGCUGGAGGGCAUCAGAAUCUGCAGAAAGGGCUUCCCCAACAGGAUCCUGUAUGGAGAUUUCAAACAACGGUACCGGAUCCUAAAUCCAGCGGCUAUCCCUGAGGGACAGUUCAUUGAUAAUAAGAAGGGUGCAGAAAAGCUUCUGGGUUCUCUUGACAUUGAUCACAGCCAGUACAAGUUAGGACACACUAAGGUGUUCUUCAAGGCUGGUCUUCUGGGAACUCUUGAAGAGAUGAGAGACGACCGUCUUGCACUUAUUAUUACUGGAAUUCAGUCCAGAUCUCGUGGUUUUCUAUCAAGAAUGGAAUUCCAGAAAAUUGUGGAGAGAAGAGAUGCCUUGCUUGUGAUUCAGUGGAACAUCCGUGCCUUCAUGGGGGUCAAGAAUUGGCCUUGGAUGAAGCUCUACUUCAAGAUCAAGCCUCUGCUGAAAUCUGCUGAGACUGAGAAAGAGAUGGCCAACAUGAAGGAAGAAUUCCUGAAGUUGAAGGAGGUUUACGCCAAAACUGAAGCUCGCAGAAAGGAGCUUGAGGAAAAGAUGGUUUCCAUUCUCCAAGAGAAGAAUGACCUUCAGCUUGCAAUGCAGUCUGAGCAAGAUAAUCUUGCAGAUGCUGAGGAGAGAUGUGAGGGUCUGAUCAAGAGCAAGAUUCAGUUUGAAGGUAAAGUCAAAGAAAUGACUGAGAGACUGGAGGAUGAAGAAGAAAUGAAUGCUGAGCUGACUGCCAAGAAACGAAAGCUGGAGGAUGAAUGUUCUGAGCUCAAGAAGGACAUUGAUGAUCUUGAGCUCACUCUGGCCAAAGUGGAAAAAGAGAAACAUGCCACUGAGAACAAGGUUAAAAACCUGACAGAAGAGAUGGCAGCAUUGGAUGAGAUCAUUGCUAAGCUGACCAAAGAGAAGAAAGCUCUGCAGGAGGCCCAUCAGCAAACACUGGAUGACCUCCAGAGUGAGGAAGACAAAGUCAACACACUGACCAAAGCCAAAGCCAAGCUGGAGCAACAAGUGGAUGAUCUUGAAGGUUCUCUGGAACAAGAAAAGAAAAUUCGCAUGGAUCUUGAGAGAGUUAAAAGAAAGCUUGAGGGUGACUUGAAGUUGACUCAAGAAAAUUUGAUGGAUUUAGAAAAUGAUAAGCAGCAGAUGGAUGAGCGGAUAAAGAAAAAAGAUUUUGAGAUCAGCCAGCUCAACAGCAAGAUUGAAGAUUGUCAGGUUAUAGAAUCCCAACUCCAGAAGAAACUGAAGGAGCUGCAGGCCCGAAUUGAAGAGCUGGAGGAAGAGCUGGAGGCUGAGAGAGCCGCUCGUGCCAAAGUUGAGAAACAGAGAGCUGAUCUUUCCAGAGAACUGGAGGAGAUCAGUGAGAGGUUGGAGGAGGCUGGUGGAGCCACUGCUGCCCAGGUUGAAAUGAACAAGAAACGUGAAGCCGAGUUACAGAAGCUGCGCAGAGACCUUGAAGAGGCCACUCUGCAACACGAGGCUACCGCUGCUACACUGAGGAAGAAACAUUCCGACAGCGUGGCCGAUCUGGGAGAACAGAUUGACAACCUUCAGAGAGUGAAGCAGAAGCUGGAGAAAGAGAAGAGUGAACUCAGACUGGAACUGGAUGAUGUGGUCUCCAACAUGGAUCAGCUUGUAAAGGCCAAGGCAAAUCUGGAGAAAUUGUGCAGAACUCUGGAAGACCAGAUGAGUGAGUACAGAACCAAGAGUGAGGAAGGCCAGCGCACAAUCAAUGACUUCACCAUGCAAAAAGCCAAGCUGCAAACUGAGAAUGGUGAACUGUCCAGACAGCUAGAGGAGAAAGACUCCCUGGUGUCUCAGUUGACCAGAGGCAAGCAGUCCUACACUCAGCAGGCUGAAGACCUCAAGAGACAGCUAGAGGAAGAGAUCAAGGCUAAGAAUGCCCUGGCCCAUGCAGUUCAAUCUGCUCGUCAUGAUUCUGAUCUGCUGAGGGAACAGUACGAGGAGGAACAGGAAGCCAAAGCUGAGCUGCAGCGGAGUCUGUCCAAGGCAAACUCUGAGGUGGCUCAGUGGAGAACUAAGUAUGAAACUGAUGCCAUCCAGAGGACGGAAGAGCUGGAGGAAGCCAAGAAAAAACUGGCUCAGCGUCUGCAAGAUGCAGAAGAAGCUGUGGAAGCAGUCAAUGCUAAAUGCUCCUCUCUGGAGAAGACCAAGCACAGGCUGCAGAAUGAGAUUGAAGAUCUCAUGGUGGAUGUGGAGAGAUCCAAUGCUGCUGCCGCUGCUCUGGACAAGAAGCAAAGAAACUUUGACAAGGUUCUGGCUGAGUGGAAGCAAAAGUAUGAGGAGUCCCAAUCUGAACUGGAAAGUGCUCAAAAAGAAGCUAGAUCUCUGAGCACUGAACUCUUUAAAUUGAAAAACGCAUAUGAAGAGUCACUGGACCACCUGGAGACCAUGAAGAGGGAGAACAAGAAUCUCCAAGAGGAAAUCUCUGACCUCACUGAGCAACUUGGUGAGAGUGGGAAGAAUAUUCAUGAGCUGGAGAAACUUAGGAAACAACUGGAGCAGGAGAAACAAGAGAUACAAUCUGCUUUGGAGGAGGCUGAGGGUUCCCUUGAACAUGAGGAAAGCAAGAUCCUUAGAGCUCAGCUGGAAUUCAAUCAGAUCAAAGCUGAUAUUGAACGUAAACUGGCUGAGAAAGAUGAAGAGAUGGAGCAGUCCAAGAGGAAUCAGCAGAGAAUGAUUGAUACCCUUCAGACCUCACUGGAAUCAGAGACUCGCAGCAGGAAUGAAGCUCUCAGACUGAAGAAGAAGAUGGAGGGAGACCUCAAUGAGAUGGAGAUUCAGCUCAGCCAGGCUAACAGACUGGCAUCAGAAUCUCAGAAACAACUCAAGGGACUUCAUGGACAUCUUAAAGACUCCCAACUGCAGCUGGAUGACGCUCUGCGCAGUAAUGAUGAUUUCAAAGAGAACAUCGCAAUUGUGGAGAGACGUAACAAUCUGCUGCAGGCUGAACUGGAUGAGCUGAGAUCAAUGGUGGAACAGACUGAGAGAGGAAGGAAACUGGCUGAGCAGGAACUGCUGGACAUCAGUGAGAGAGUCCAGCUCCUGCAUUCUCAGAAUACCAGUCUGCUGAAUCAGAAGAAGAAGCUGGAGGGAGAUAAUUCUCAGCUUCAGACUGAGGUUGAGGAAGCAGUGCAGGAGUGCAGGAAUGCGGAGGAAAAAGCCAAGAAGGCCAUCACUGAUGCUGCCAUGAUGGCAGAAGAGCUGAAGAAGGAGCAGGACACCAGUGCUCAUCUGGAGCGCAUGAAGAAAAACAUGGAGCAGACCAUCAAGGACCUACAGCACCGUCUGGAUGAAGCUGAGCAGAUCGCAAUGAAGGGAGGCAAGAAGCAGGUCCAGAAACUGGAAGCCAGGGUGAGAGAGCUGGAAAGUGAGGUGGAGAUAGAACAGAGAAAGGCCAGUGACUCUGUCAAGGGGAUUCGUAAAUAUGAAAGACGCAUCAAAGAACUCACCUACCAGACUGAGGAGGACCGUAAGAAUCUGGCUCGCCUGCAGGACUUGGUGGACAAACUCCAGCUGAAGGUCAAGUCCUACAAGAGAGUUGCUGAAGAGGCUGAAGAACAAGCAAAUUCUAGCCUGGGCAAGUUCCGUAAGAUCCAGCAUGAGCUGGAUGAAGCAGAGGAGAGGGCUGAUAUUGCUGAAUCUCAGGUCAACAAGCUGAGAGUCAAGAGUCGUGAUACAGGAUCCAAGAAGGGGGCUGAUGAGGAGAUAGAGGAAAAACAAUGGGAUGUCAACAAGUGCAAGAGCCUGAGGUCCAGUGACAAUGGAGCCGUAGGUUUCAGAAUGUCUGACGCCGUCAUGGCAGAGUUUGGGACAGCUGCCUCCUUCCUGCGUAAGUCAGACAAGGAGCGUCUGGAGGCCCAGACUCGGCCCUUCGACAUGAAGAAGGAAUGCUUUGUGCCUGAUCCCGAGGUUGAGUACGUCAAAGCCUCGAUCACCAGUAGAGAUGGUGACAAAGUCACUGUUGAAACUGAAUUUGGAAAGACUCUGACUUUCAAGGAGGCUGAUGUUCAUCCUCAGAACCCGCCAAAGUUUGAUAAAAUUGAGGACAUGGCGAUGUUCACCUUCCUGCAUGAGCCCGCCGUGCUGUUUAACCUCAAAGAGCGUUACGCAGCCUGGAUGAUCUAUACCUAUUCAGGGCUGUUCUGUGUCACUGUCAACCCCUACAAGUGGCUGCCGGUGUACGAUGCCUCUGUGGUCAAAGCCUACAGAGGAAAGAAGAGGACUGAAGCUCCUCCUCACAUCUUCUCCAUCUCUGACAACGCCUACCAGUACAUGCUGUCAGACAGAGAGAACCAGUCUGUCCUGAUCACUGGAGAAUCCGGUGCUGGAAAGACUGUGAACACCAAAAGAGUCAUCCAGUACUUUGCCAGCAUUGCUGCUGUCUCUGGGAAAAAAGAUGCAGCUUCUGAGAAGAAGGUACUAAAAUAAAACUUAAAUAUUUCUUCAUUUUUUAAAUGUUAUUGUGUUCAUUUGAAGAUUUUAAAAAUGAAAUUAUUUGUUUAGGGUACUUUGGAGGAUCAAAUCAUCCAAGCUAACCCUGCCCUGGAGGCCUUUGGCAACGCCAAGACCAUCAGAAAUGACAACUCCUCCCGAUUCGGUAAAUUCAUCCGAAUUCACUUUGGUGUAAGUGGAAAAUUGGCUUCUGCAGAUAUUGAAACUUAUCUGCUUGAGAAGUCUCGUGUCACUUAUCAGCUCAAGGCUGAGAGAGACUACCACAUCUUCUACCAGAUCCUGUCUCAGAAGAAGCCAGAACUGCUGGAGAUGCUGCUCAUCACCAACAACCCUUAUGACUACUCCUUCAUCUCCCAAGGAGAGACACAAGUGGCGUCCAUUGAUGAUGCUGAAGAACUGAUUGCCACUGAUGAAGCUUUUGAUGUGCUGGGCUUCACUCCAGAUGAAAAGGCAGGCAUCUACAAGCUGACUGGUGCUGUCAUGCACUACGGCAACAUGAAGUUCAAGCAGAAGCAGAGAGAGGAACAGGCAGAGGCUGAUGGGACUGAGGAUGCUGACAAAGUCGCAUAUCUGAUGGGCCUGAACUCUGCUGAUCUCAUCAAGGGUUUGUGCCACCCGAGAGUCAAAGUAGGAAAUGAGUGGGUCACCAAGGGACAGAGUGUCCAACAGGUGUACUACUCUAUUGGUGCUCUGGCAAAGUCAGUGUACGAGAAGAUGUUCUUGUGGAUGGUUGUGAGAAUCAACCAAUCCCUGGACACUAAACAGCCUCGUCAGUACUUCAUUGGUGUGCUGGACAUUGCCGGAUUUGAGAUCUUUGAUUUCAACACCUUUGAGCAGCUGUGCAUCAACUUCACUAAUGAGAAGUUGCAGCAGUUCUUCAACCAUCACAUGUUUGUGCUGGAGCAAGAGGAAUACAAGAAGGAGGGUAUUGAGUGGGAGUUCAUUGACUUUGGCAUGGACUUAGCGGCUUGUAUUGAGUUAAUUGAGAAGCCUAUGGGUAUUAUGUCCAUUCUUGAAGAGGAGUGCAUGUUCCCCAAAGCCAGUGAUGCAACUUUCAAAGCUAAGCUUUAUGACAACCACUUGGGUAAGAAUCCCACUUUCCAGAAGCCCAGGAUUGUCAAGGGUAAACCAGAGGCGCAUUUCUCCUUGGUUCACUACGCUGGCAUUGUUGACUACAACAUUUCAAACUGGCUGGUGAAGAACAAGGAUCCUCUUAAUGAGACGGUUGUUGGACUCUUCCAAAAGUCUACUGUGAAGCUGCUGUCGGUCCUGUUUGCUGGAUAUUCUGGGGCUGACUCAGCCCAAGAUGCCAAGGGAGGUAAAGGAGGUGGCAAAAAGAAGGGGUCGUCUUUCCAGACUGUGUCAGCCCUUCAUAGAGAGAACUUGAACAAGUUGAUGACCAACUUGAGGUCAACUCACCCUCAUUUUGUGCGUUGCCUGAUUCCCAAUGAGACUAAGACUCCUGGGGCGAUGGAGAAUCCUCUGGUCAUGCACCAGCUGCGCUGUAACGGUGUGCUGGAGGGCAUCAGAAUCUGCAGAAAGGGCUUCCCCAACAGGAUCCUGUAUGGAGAUUUCAAGCAGAGAUACCGUAUUCUGAAUCCAUCUGCUAUCCCCGAGGGUCAGUUCAUUGACAACAAGAAAGCUGCUGAGAAACUGCUGGGCUCACUGGACCUUGACCACAGCCAGUACAAGUUAGGACAUACUAAGGUGUUCUUCAAGGCUGGUCUCCUGGGUACUCUUGAAGAGUUGAGAGAUGACCGUCUUGCUCUCAUCAUUACUGGUAUUCAAGCAAGAGCUCGGGGUAUUCUCUCAAGAAUUGAGUUCCAGAAAAUUGUUGAGCGCAGAGAUUCUUUGUUGGUGAUCCAGUGGAACGUACGUGCCUUCAUGGGUGUCAAGAACUGGCCCUGGAUGAAGCUCUACUUCAAGAUUAAGCCUCUGCUUAAAUCAGCAGAGACUGAGAAAGAAAUGGCCAACAUGAAGGAAGAGUUCACCAAGCUGAAAGAGGCUUAUGCAAAAUCUGAAGCCCGCAAAAAGGAACUUGAGGAAAAGAUGGUUUCUCUUCUCCAAGAGAAAAAUGACCUUCAACUUGCAAUGCAGUCUGAGCAAGAUAAUCUUUGCGAUGCUGAGGAGAGAUGUGAGGGUCUGAUCAAGAGCAAGAUACAGCUUGAGGCCAAAGUCAAAGAGCUGACUGAGAGACUGGAGGAUGAAGAAGAAAUGAAUGCAGAGUUGGUUGCAAAGAAACGAAAGCUGGAGGAUGAAUGUUCUGAGCUCAAGAAGGACAUUGAUGAUCUUGAACUCACUCUGGCCAAAGUGGAAAAAGAGAAACACGCCACUGAGAACAAGGUUAAAAAUCUCACUGAGGAAAUGUCAGCACUUGAUGAGAUCAUUGCUAAGCUGACCAAAGAGAAGAAAGCUCUGCAGGAGGCCCAUCAGCAAACACUAGAUGACCUCCAGAGUGAGGAAGACAAAGUCAACACACUCACCAAAGCCAAAGCCAAGCUGGAGCAACAAGUGGAUGAUCUUGAGGGAUCUUUGGAGCAAGAAAAGAAGCUACGUAUGGAUCUUGAGAGGGCAAAGAGAAAGCUGGAGGGUGAUUUAAAAUUGACUCAGGAAAGCGUUAUGGACUUGGAAAAUGAUAAACAGCAAAUGGAAGAGAAGCUGAAGAAGAAGGACUUUGAAAUGGGCCAGCUCAAUAGCAAAAUUGAGGAUGAACAAGCCCUUGGUGCCCAGCUCCAGAAGAAACUGAAGGAGCUUCAGGCUCGGAUUGAAGAGCUGGAGGAAGAGCUGGAGGCUGAGAGAGCCGCUCGUGCCAAAGUUGAGAAACAGAGAGCUGAUCUGUCCAGAGAACUGGAGGAGAUCAGUGAGAGGUUGGAGGAGGCUGGUGGAGCAACUGCUGUCCAGAUUGAGAUGAACAAGAAACGUGAAGCUGAGUUCCAGAAGCUGCGCAGAGACCUUGAAGAGGCCACUCUGCAACACGAGGCUACCGCUGCUACACUGAGGAAGAAACAUUCCGACAGCGUGGCCGAUCUGGGAGAACAGAUUGACAACCUUCAGAGAGUGAAGCAGAAGCUGGAGAAAGAGAAGAGUGAACUGAAGUUAGAGCUUGAUGAUGUGGUGUCCAACAUGGAGCAGAUUGUCAAGUCAAAGAGCAACCUGGAGAAAAUGUGCAGAACACUGGAAGACCAGAUGAGUGAGUACAGAACCAAGAGUGAGGAAGGCCAGCGCACAAUCAAUGACUUCACCAUGCAAAAAGCCAAGCUGCAAACUGAGAAUGGUGAACUGUCCAGACAGCUAGAGGAUAAAGACUCCCUGGUGUCUCAGUUGACCAGAGGCAAGCAGUCCUACACUCAGCAAAUUGAAGACCUCAAGAGACAGCUAGAGGAAGAGAUCAAGGCUAAGAAUGCCUUGGCCCAUGCAGUUCAAUCUGCUCGUCAUGAUUCUGAUCUGCUGAGGGAACAGUACGAGGAGGAGCAGGAAGCCAAAGCUGAGCUGCAGCGGAGUCUGUCCAAGGCAAACUCUGAGGUGGCUCAGUGGAGAACUAAGUAUGAAACCGAUGCCAUCCAAAGAACGGAAGAGCUGGAGGAUGCUAAGAAGAAACUGGCUCAGCGUCUGCAAGAUGCAGAAGAAGCUGUGGAAGCGGUCAAUGCUAAAUGCUCCUCUCUGGAGAAGACCAAGCACAGGCUGCAGAAUGAGAUUGAAGAUCUCAUGGUGGAUGUGGAGAGAUCCAAUGCUGCUGCCGCUGCUCUGGACAAGAAGCAAAGAAACUUUGACAAGGUUUUGGCUGAGUGGAAGCAAAAGUAUGAAGAGUCUCAAAGUGAACUAGAAAGUGUCCAGAAGGAGUCUAGAUCUCUGAGCACUGAACUGUUCAAACUGAAGAACUCUUAUGAAGAGGUCCUGGAUCAACUUGAGACCAUGAAGAGAGAGAACAAGAACCUCCAAGAGGAAAUCUCUGACCUCACUGAGCAACUUGGAGAGUCAGGAAAAAGCAUCCAUGAGUUGGAGAAAAUUAGAAAGCAGCUGGAGCAGGAAAAAGCAGAGAUCCAGACAGCCUUGGAGGAGGCUGAGGGCUCACUUGAACAUGAGGAAGGGAAGAUCUUGAGAGCUCAACUGGAGUUCAAUCAAGUAAAGGCCGAUAUUGAACGUAAACUGACUGAGAAAGAUGAAGAGAUGGAGCAGUCCAAGAGGAACCAGCAGAGAAUGAUUGAUACUCUUCAGAGCUCACUGGAAUCAGAGACUCGCAGCAGGAAUGAAGCUCUCAGACUGAAGAAGAAGAUGGAGGGAGACCUCAAUGAGAUGGAGAUUCAGCUCAGCCAGGCUAACAGAAUGGCAUCAGAAGCCCAGAAGCAACUCAAGGGUCUUCAUGGACAUCUCAAGGAUUCCCAGCUGCAGCUGGAUGACGCUCUGCGCAGUAAUGAUGAUCUCAAAGAGAACAUCGCCAUCGUGGAGAGACGCAACAAUCUGCUGCAGGCUGAACUGGAUGAGCUGAGAUCAAUGGUGGAACAGACUGAGAGAGGAAGGAAACUGGCUGAGCAGGAACUGCUGGACGUCAGCGAGAGAGUUCAGCUCCUGCAUUCUCAGAACACCAGUCUGCUGAAUCAGAAGAAGAAGCUGGAGGGAGAUAAUACUCAGCUUCAGACUGAGGUUGAGGAGGCAGUGCAGGAGUGCAGGAACGCUGAGGAAAAAGCCAAGAAGGCCAUCACUGAUGCUGCCAUGAUGGCAGAAGAGCUGAAGAAGGAGCAGGACACCAGCGCUCAUCUGGAGCGCAUGAAAAAGAACAUGGAGCAGACCAUCAAGGACCUGCAGCACCGUCUGGAUGAAGCUGAGCAGAUCGCAAUGAAGGGAGGCAAGAAGCAGGUCCAGAAACUGGAAGCCAGGGUGAGAGAGCUGGAAAAUGAAGUGGAGCUGGAACAAAGAAAGGCGAGCGAGUCUGUGAAAGGAGUGCGUAAAUAUGAGAGACGCAUCAAGGAGCUCACCUACCAGACUGAGGAGGACCGUAAGAAUCUGGCACGUCUUCAAGACCUUGUAGACAAACUCCAGCUGAAGGUCAAGUCCUACAAGAGAGCGGCUGAGGAAGCUGAGGAACAGGCGAAUGCAAACCUGGGCAAGUUCCGUAAGAUUCAGCAUGAGCUGGAUGAAGCAGAAGAGAGAGCUGAUAUUGCUGAGUCUCAGGUCAACAAGCUAAGAGCCAAGAGCCGUGAUUCAGGAUCCAAGAAAGGACAUGAUGAAGAGUAAUCCCCCAAUAUAAAGAUUUUGUUUGCUGUGAAACCACAUUGAUAUACUGGUUCUGAUGAAGCAAUAAACUUUUUUUUUAAUAGCAAUUCUAAA
Messenger RNA from Carassius gibelio (silver crucian carp), 12045 nucleotides. RefSeq lists its product as uncharacterized. Gene Ontology annotation, molecular function: cytoskeletal motor activity; actin filament binding; ATP binding. Gene Ontology annotation, cellular component: myosin complex. Lineage: Eukaryota; Metazoa; Chordata; Actinopteri; Cypriniformes; Cyprinidae. The record is from RefSeq and is a predicted model, not a curated record.